Molecule: messenger RNA, 1639 nt
Organism: Clunio marinus
Lineage: Eukaryota; Metazoa; Arthropoda; Insecta; Diptera; Chironomidae
Source: the annotation of a GenBank genome assembly
CCCCCUAUACCUGUACAGGUGAGCUGCGUACCCAACUUUGGGUGAAUAUUUCUUUGUUGUCUAAUGUAAAAAAUAUUUAAUAUUUUAUUUAAAUUAUUUAUCAUAAGUUCAAUAGACAUAAAUAAUGUUUAAAAAGAAACAUCAAUAGUAAGAGCACUCUUUGAAAAUGAAUAUGUGCCAAAAGUGUUAAGUUCUCUAUCAUAAAAUUUCAAAUAUACACGACUGAGUCAUCAUUUAACAGCAAGUACUCGAAUAUAAAAAAACAACUUCAAAAAGCUUGCACAACUAAUUAGCGAAACCAAACGGGAUUCUCACGAAAAGAAACAGAAAAAAUGUCGCGAAACAAAGUUGUUCAACGUAGCACUAUUAAUCCAUUUGAAAGCCUCAUUAACAUAUUACCGUGCGAUAGGCCCAUCAAAAGUAUACAAUUGCUUGAGAAUUACGAGGCAUGCCCUGCUCACUUUAUUCCUUUGCAUAAGACAUUGGAUAGCGACAGUGAUGCAGAUCUUUUCAAGGAAAAUAUUUUAUUUGGAAAGAGGCAUACACGAUAUUUGUGUAUAUCCAAGACUGAAGGUCUUCCAAAUUUCGUUUUAGAGAAGCUCAAAAUUAUCGGUACCAAUGAACAUCUUGCAAAUGAAGGAUUCAUAUCAAUAAAAAACACCUCAGAUACAAACCAAAAGGCUUGGAGAAAGAAGCAAUUGGUCUAUAAAUUGUCAAAGACUGAAGUUGCUGCCGAAUGCAUCACUGACAUAAUUAUUUUAACAAAGUUCAAUCGUCAGAUGAUAACCGACGGUUUUCAAUAUUUAGGAGAACUAGAAAAAGUACACAUCUGCUAUAAAGUGGCUCCAGUGAAGCCUGAAAUUUCCGAUUUCACGGAACAAAUUGAGAAUCUCAAAAUCAAUUCAAAUCUUUAUCCUUCGACUGAAGGUGAUCAUUAUUAUGAGUCAUUACAAGCUUCUUAUCAGUUACCCAUAUCACCGUCAAAUCGUCCGGUUCCAUUAAGAAAGGCUCCUUUACCGCCUACACCAACUACACCAAUUGAGAUAACAAACAAUGCCAGCAACAAUAGUAAUACUGGAACAUUAUCUCAUUAUCACAAUGACUUCAUUGGUGUCCCGUGGGCAGUUUUGAAUCCAAAAUUGAAAACAACUGCUUUUGAUUUGGAUUUACCGAAAUUCGUUGAUAGAUUUGAUGCUCUCGAAUAUGAUUUUCAAUUGGAACGACAAAUUCUUUGUACAACAAAAGGAGAAAAUAGGAAAUCAUCUUCAACUAAUCCAUUUUUUUAAAAGCCAUUUUUGUCCCUUACAUGGCGUUAUGAAUGAGAAAAGAAGCAGCUGAUUAAAAAUAAUAUUGAUCAAAACACUGAAUUUUUUAAAUAUAUUUAUAUUAGAAAAUAUCUAAGAAACUAACAAGGAGAAAAUGAAAAUUUAUUACGUAGAUCAAGACGUAUCUUUUUUUAAUAUAUUAAAGUAAUAAAUGUUUGCGAAUACUGCCCCUUUAAGGUGUAUGAUAUUUAUAAGAAAGUAGCUAUAAAUAGAUUUUUUUAAAUCAAAUCGAUUUAUUAGAUAUUAAAACAAAAUGUAUCGUUUAAUUAACAUAAAAUGCAAUUAAAAUUUUAAGUAGCAAAUAAAAAGUUUUA